AUGCCCGGAAAGAACAUCUCGUCCCCCGUCAUCUCUGUGCGGAGACUGCAUCGCGUGGAGGAGGGUCCAUGGACGAUCAGUGUCGCGGAGACGCCUCACGAUCCGAGCUCGUACAGUCUCUACAUUAAGACUCCGACGCAUAAUAUUACCCUCACGCGCACGGCGCAGGAGGUCGUGGAACUCCAUGCCAAGCUCCGCGACAACUUCCCCGGGCUGAAGAUACCGUCUCCGCCAAUAGACGUGGCUUCAUUGCCCGUUCCGCCAAAGCGUAAAUCGGCCUUCCUGAACACGCUAUCCCGGCUCGCAUCUCCGUCGGGCAACAAGAGCAAUGGCACAAGACAGGCAUCUGGCCGCCAGCAACCCUCGAGCAGCCUUUCUAGCAGUGCGGCGUCAAGUAAUGCUUCCUCCAGCGCCCAAACGCCAAGCGCGACGCCCGCGAAUGAAAUCGGAGACCCGUUUGCUGAAAUCGGCGAGAACGGCGAGGACAUAUCCGCUCUCGCGGCAUCGAACAACAAGGUCAUCACCGGGCUCGCGUCGUAUCUCACAUCUAUCGCGAACGAGACCACCCUCCGCCAGGCACGCGCGUGGAAGCGGUUCGUACGUGUGCGCACAGAUGACCUCCAGAGCGUUCGUGUGGAGCGUGCUAUCAAACGUGUCCGGUCGGACAUCGCUGCGCAUGCGAGCCCGACUACGUCAUCAGAGGCGACGAGGUCAAUCAGCCAGGUCGUGUUGGAUGGCGAAGACGCGGCCGAGCAAGACGGCAUCAGGGAGGAGGAUGCGGAUGCGGAUGUCGACGAGGACAUUGCGGAGGGCGCGGAGGAUCGUGCGGCGACGCCGGUGUCUCCCAAACCUGCGCCAAAGUCUGUCGAUGGACUCAAAUCGGCGGCCUCGCAGUCCGCGACCUCGAACGGCGACGUGACCGAUGACGAGUUCGCUCCGAACACUCCCGUCCAAGGGGACAGUGCUGCAAGCCAUUCCCGCAUCAUGCGGUCCCAGUCGGCGGACCCUAUGGCACGUGCCUCGCGCGUAUACUCGACUACUCCCUCGCAAGCCUCUCAAACCGAUGCGUCGUCCGUCUCUACGACGGAGCGGCGCUCGGCGCGCAAGAAGCGCAGCAAGUCUACGGACCCGAACAGCGCAGCCAAGAAGUCGCAGCGCAAGGUAGUCGUCGACGACUUCGAGAUGAUGCGUGUACUGGGCAAGGGUUGCGCGGGUAAGGUCCUGCUCGUGCGCCACAAGCCGUCGCAGGAUGUCUACGCGCUGAAGGCGAUCACAAAGCGGCACGUGCUCGCGCACCAGGAGCUGCAGCACACGCUCACGGAGCAGGCGGUGCUAAAGCGCAUGGCCGCAGAGAACUCGGAUCCGUUUGUGGUGAAGCUCUGGUGGAGUUUCCACGACAAGGAGAACUUGUUCCUGGUUAUGGACUUCCACCCUGGUGGCGAUCUCGCGACACAACUCGCGCGAUGGGGGCGGCUAGGACGUGACCGCGCCCGCUUCUACGCCGCCGAGAUUGUCGAGGGCGUCGAGGGCUUGCACGCUGCGGGCGUGAUCUACCGUGACCUCAAGCCAGAAAACAUCCUCAUCGGCGCGGACGGACACAUUGUUCUGACGGACUUUGGUCUCUCCAAGGAGUUCCCACGUCGGACGGCCGCCCUUACCGCUCCGUCCACGCCCUCGGGUUCAAGGGGCGAGUUCAUGGACACCGCGACCGCCCCUGCUUCCACUCCCUCGACCCCUCACUGGAUGAAGGGCGACGUCGCGAACGAUAUGUUCCAGCCCAGCUCAGGCGACACGACCAGUACGUUCUGCGGGACGGCAGAAUACCUGGCACCAGAGGUCAUCCAGGGCCUGCCGUACAGCUACGAGGUGGACUGGUGGAGCUUCGGCACGAUGCUCUAUGAGAUGCUCACAGGCAUCACGCCAUUCUGGGCGGAAAAUCACUCGGACAUGUACUACCGGGUGCUACAGGACGAGCUGCAGUUCCCUGAGGACAGGACGAUGGACCAGGACACCAAGAGCUUGAUCCGCGGUCUGCUCCAAAGGAACCCUGCGCUCCGAAUGAAAGAACCCCGGGUGAAGAAGCACCCGUACUUCUCGAUGAUAGACUGGUCCCACGUGUAUUAUAAGCGUUACAUACCCCCGUAUAUUCCUCCAAUCGACCCCUCGAAUGCCAGCGAUACCCAGAACUUUGACGAUACCUUCCUGGGCAUGGAGCCCGUAAUCAACGACGAGAACGAAGAGGUCGACACCGACGCGGAGCGCACGGAUACCGACCGCACUGACGGAGAGGACUCUGUCGCCACGCCGUCGCAGUCCCGGAGUCCGUCCGUGCACCCGGUCGAGGACGACUCUGUCGACGUCUUUGAUGGGUACUCGUACAAGGGCCGGCAUUCGGUCAUCAUCGACGAUGAGGAGGAAGACGGGGAUGGCGAGGACGAGGAGGACGAGGAUGAGGAGUCGAUCAGCCCCAGCCUCGACUCCAUCCUUCCCGAGGAACCCGUCUCGGAUGUGGCUACCGUGCCCGAGGAGGUCGAGGAAGUCACUGUACCCGAGGACGUCGGAGAGACGGAACCCAAGACUCCGGAAGCUCGCCCUGCCGCUCUGCCGACAGAACCGGAGGCACCACCAGCACUAGCACCGGUGGAACCGGCGAAGCCGGAGGCUGCUCCGGCGCCCAGCCACGACCGCACUGCGACCACGGUGUCCUCGGCGGAGGCCGCUGCUGCCGCCGCAGCUUCACGCACAGCGGAGGACGCCAACAUCAAGACCGCACCGAAGGUCCGCGCGGGCAAACAGAACCGCAACCGGCGGGAGAAGUCUGGCAUUCCCGCAUUGGACCGGGACAUUCCCGACGCGCGCACAGAAGACGAAGGUCUGGCGGAUCGCGAGGAGGACGAGGACGACUGGGACUUCGUCGAAGCGGGCGGCUUGCUCGUGGAGGAGCGCAACGGCUCGAAGGGCACGACGCUCUUUGCGCGCGGCGUCGUCGACCGCUACAAGCUCUCCGUGUUCCGCAAGAGCACGCCGAGGAGGUCGACCCCGCGUUCGUUCUCGGGCGUGUCCCUCGACUCGGAGCUGGAGCCGGCCGAGUCGCCCACGCCGUCGGACAAGCAACGUCGCGGCCGCACGCCCGGCUUGACCUUCCGCAAACACCCACGACAGUUCCUUCGGCAGAAGAGCCCCCCACCAUCAUCGCGCUCGGCCAAGUCGCUCACAGCGUCCGCCUCUGCGACGAUGUCGGCUGCGUCAACAGUCUCGAGCGCUGGCCUCCUCACCCCCUCGCCGUCACAAACCGCAAUGUCGCACUCGUUGAAGUCCAAGGAGUCUGCCAUCUCCAUGGGUACGGUGAGCGAGUCUUCGGACCCGUCCCUCAACGGCGACAAUGCAGCCCAUGGCGGAGACACCGUCAAGGGCGCUGCCGUGAACGGUAACGGACACGGCGAGGACGAGAAGCAGCAAAAGAACAAGGUGUUGAAGAAGUACAAGGAAGGCGCGGAGAAGGUCCUCUCGAUCUUCCAGUCGCCGCGGUAG
This is a messenger RNA of Trametes versicolor FP-101664 SS1, 3531 nucleotides long. Its product is annotated as kinase-like protein. The transcript has 7 exons. The coding region runs from base 1 to 3531 and encodes 1176 amino acids. NCBI's taxonomy places the organism in Eukaryota, Fungi, Basidiomycota, Agaricomycetes, Polyporales, Polyporaceae. Gene Ontology annotation, molecular function: protein serine/threonine kinase activity; ATP binding. Gene Ontology annotation, biological process: protein phosphorylation. The record is from RefSeq and is a predicted model, not a curated record.